Messenger RNA from Suillus subaureus, 1110 nucleotides. RefSeq lists its product as uncharacterized. Lineage: Eukaryota; Fungi; Basidiomycota; Agaricomycetes; Boletales; Suillaceae. The record is from RefSeq and is a predicted model, not a curated record. The coding region runs from base 1 to 1110 and encodes 369 amino acids. The transcript has 10 exons.
AUGAUCUCUGACCUCCUUUGUCUUUGGACAUUCAGCAUCAAAAUUCCAAUGGAGUCAGGCCUGCAGGGUCAUGUUGUCCGUGUUAUUUUGGUUGUUGUCAUAUGUGACAAACCUGCUGCCCAUAAGAUGGGUGGUUUUGCAUCACACUCUCACAUGAAUUUUUGUAUGGCAUGUUGGAUCUCUAUCAGAGACAAAGACAAACCAGAUGCAUUUGUGGAUGGAGCUUUUAAACCAUGGACCAAUGAGGAGCAACAUCAACUUGGGGACCGGUAUCGUCUUGUCAAAACUCAUUUUUAUAAUAUCUGGGUCCAGAGCAAAAUUCUCCGACCAAAUUGCAAGCUUAACACCUUCCACAAGAUGCUUGCUGAUUUCACAGUUCCAGGUUUGUGUGGGAAAUUUCCCAUGGACAUAGGCAUGCCCUUGGGAGGAUCCCUUACCACUGAUCAAUGGCUUCUACUUGCCACUGUUUAUGGGCUGAUCAUUAAUCAUGUGGCCAUGAUCAGCAAAUUCAACACAGAACAUGAAGCACAGGCAAAGGGCAAAGCAAACGACAAGAAGGCCCUCGAAGAAGUGAGGAAGAAAGGCAAAGAUGCUUACACUGCUGAGAAAGCAAGGAUCACCCUCGAAAAACUUGCUGUCACAGAAGCCAAGAAACAGGAAAAGUUAUGCAUCACUGCUGCGAAACAAGCUGAAAAGGUUCAUCUUGCUGCAGAAAAGAAAGCCAAGGCUGUGGAGAUAAGGCUAUAUGGAUCAAGUGUAAUCAAACCUAAUCACCACUAUGCAAUGCAUGUCCUCAAGUCCUUCAAAACAAAUAAUCACACAAACAGAGAACUUGAGACUACGUUCUUUCAAGAAUUCCAGAGGGUAUCUCACAUAGGGCACCUGACUUACUCUCUUCUUUGCCACCCAAAAGACUUGCUACCUUCUGAAGUUGCAGAGAUCAUGCUCAAGGCUACAAAUGAAGAGCACAGAACUGUUGUGGGUUUGGCUGCUUUGUCUCAAGAACUGGAUGAUGUCAGUGCUGAUGUCCAUGCUUACAGUGAGGUUUUAGAAAUCUUCCAGUUCACACAGGAUUUUUAUGGAGCUGGCCAGUCAUUAUGGUUUUCUUGA